AGGUCUUCAUCAUGGAAAAGUUUGGGACGCAGGGAAUCCUUAUUGUUUACAUCCUUCCAUCUCGUACGCUGGGGGCGGGCGGAUCCACCCUCAUUCUUUAGUGUUCACGUCAUUGUAACGGUGUUUUUUGUGAAUGAAAGAAUCCAACCCCACAGAACAGAGUAAUUCCGGGAAAAGGCGAACUGACAUUUUGUCGCUUGACUCGCUUCGACUUGAACACAGUAUUUGACGUUUCUCCGUGUUUUAAAAACAUUUGUUUAUACAAUUGUGUUGACAACUGAAGGACAGGCAGCUGGUACUCUCCAACGACAUAGCCAAGGACAAAUCGUCUGUAAAAUCAGUGUUUACUGGUGUCGGAGACAGAGGAUAAAGCCAGACCAUGACGUCAGAAAGAAGCAGCAAAGCCCUGAAGGUGAAGCGGGAGUGUGGUGAGAAUGUUCCGGUGUUGUCGGACAGCGAGCUCAUGUCCUUGUCUGUACGGGAGCUCAACCUCCACCUACGGGGUCUAUCCCGCGAGGAGGUCCAGAAGCUCAAGCAGCGCCGGCGCACCCUGAAGAACCGUGGCUACGCGGCCAGCUGCCGGGUGAAGCGCGUGUCCCAGCGUGAGGCCCUGGAGCAGCAGAAAAAGGAGCUCCAGAGGGAGGUGGAGAGGCUGGGUGUGGAGAACGCUGGGAUGAGGAGAGAGCUGGAGGGCCUGGGGGCCAGGCUGGCUGCCCUGCAGAGGUUCGCCCGUGGGUUAGAGUCUGGAGGAGGUAACAUCCUGGCUACGGCCCCACGCCUGAACACAGCCUCGGUCAUUACCAUAGUGAAGACCCCGCCACAGGCCCACGUCCAAAGAGAGCAGGGGGGCUCCUAGGAGGAACCGUUCGGGCUGGGGAGGGACUCAUGCACGCACAUACUCUCAUAUAGACACACACACACACACAGGCAGACACAUGGAGAGCGCAGGAGGAUUGGAGGAACACAGACAAAUAGGCACUUAUGAAACUCACGCGCUUAGGAUGAUACACAUACACUCGCACACCAGGGUUUCCGUUAGAAACAUGUGACGCCAGACCUUUGAACGGCAGUGUUUUAAUUUCCCGGACAUUUAAGAUGUUUACCGACUCAUAUGUAUUGGGUGUGUAACUUGAUUAGGGCGUCCACCCACGGUGCUCAGAAUGACAAAUCACAUUUCGAUUAUGGUUAUUCUUCUUAACGGGACGUGGAACUCGAGGGUGCAACGAUGUGAAUACUUCUUACCGAAUUCCGAUGCGCAAUUUGAAGAUGUUAGAAUAACUGUCCACAUUUACUUUUCCUCAGCCAACAAGAUGAGUAAUGAACAUAGCCUAUGUCAAUCUAGCCUAUUCCAACAUAGCCUAUUCCAAACAGACUGGGACAGUUGUGGGACGAUAGAUCCCAAAUUCAUAUAACCAGUUGGCCUAGUUUAUAUCCCAAUUUUUAAAGCAAUGAGGCUCAUGCAACAGAUCUGAAAGUUUAGCUUAAAAUGUUCAUAAGCAAAUUUCUUCACAUUAUAAGCACAGAAAUUCCACACAAGGCAGUAGGCUAUGUGCGAAUGUUCCUUCCAUAAUACAAUUGUUAGGAAAAAAUCGUUGUCAAAUCACACCACACAUGCGAGCGGUUUCUUGAGACAGAGUUGAAAAUAUCUGUUAGAAAUUUAGAAAGAGUGGACCUCUAAAGGUGCAACAACUAGCAUGGGCUGCUUAUAUGACAAGAAUUGUGCCUUUCGGCUACUGGACAAUGAAAGGAGUUUAAUCUGAAAACCAGUAGAACAUGAGAAAUAGGCUACUGGUUUCAAUAGAAUAUGGAAGUCUUUAGAAAAUAAUUGCCUGCGCGUUUGGUUGGAUUUUGGCUAGGCUACUUUGAAGCAAGGUAAGACAUGCCUUAUAAUGUGUAGUUAAAUGUUCCGGUUUCAAACAAUUAAGUAUAUAUUUUCAAAAUACAUACUGCCUCCUGCUCAUUGCAAAUUGGUGUGUUGACUAGCUGAAGCCUGCCUAGUUGCCUAUGCACUUGAAUGGCGAAUGGGAAGUGCGCUUCAAUUAACAGUUGAUAAAUAAAAGUAGUAGCUCUUUUUAAUCAUGACCAUCAAAACUGUUUUUAACACAAGAUUGCAUAUAGAAUUGUUGUGCAGUGAUUGGGCUUAUAGUAGCACGUUUCACUCCAGCAGCAACAAACAAGCUGUUUGAUGAGCUGUAGAAGCAGCUCUUGCGCUACAUCGACUGGUAUUUCAAUCAAUAAAUAGGCUAAAAUGCAUUUUCACAAUGCGAUUUUCCUUCUUCUCCAGGACAAUAGGCCAGCGGCAAUUUUAGUUAUCGGCCAAAAGCCGGCUAUUACCGGCUAACGGAAACCCUGUCACAAACACGCACACACACAAGUAAGGUGUUCAGUCAGUGACAAAUACUCACUCUAAACCCAGCCAUCACACAUACAGACUCAUACAGAUGUGCAGUUGAGAAAAGAUGACUGCUGACGAGUCCGGCUGAGGCACGACAGGCGUGCAAAACAAGGACAUAAGACAACACCCCUCGACAAAGCCAGUCUUGCUGCUGGUGCUCUCUGAUACUGCUACUCAACAGGCUGAGCCGGCUAGCGCUCUGCCUUCUAGCAUGGCAUCUAGCCCCGCUACACAAUGUCUGGGUUAAUCAGACUCUUCCGCAGCUUCUUCCAAUGCAAGCUUUACGUUUUAAACGGCAUCACAAUUGACAUCUGUACAUGUCUUGGAGUGUUGUUCAUCUGUACUCUUGUGUGUCGAUACUAUUGUGCUUCACUGUGUUGCCGUUUGUAGUGGCUACAUGGGUGUAUUUCAACUGCACAGUGCACAUUUUGGUUUGUUAUAAACGGCUUUGGUUGUAGUUGGUUAUUGCUGGAAACAGUUGAAAAAUCCACAUCUCGUAGAAUACUAUGUCAAUGCAAAAAUCUAUUGAUACAUUCCUUUAUAUUAUUUUGUAAUGUUUAUACAAGAGACAAAUGUUUGAGCGAGCAUUUAUUCAGAGGUAUUCUAUUUUAUUUGUAUUUAAAGAAUAGAUAUUACAAAAGCUAAUGAGUGCUGUGGUGUAAUGUAUGUUUCAAAUACCUGCGUAUGACUAGUUUGGGGAAAUUCUCACGUCUAAUUGUUGUACUGAGUGUGUGACGAUUAUUUGUGUAAUGUUUAACUGUCGUAAUGAGCUGUUUAGAUAUGCUAAAAGCCGAUGGUCAUGUUGCUGUAAGAUGAUUUUAGUAUGCGUGUACACCAUAUUUGGACUAAUUUCAUAGUGAGUCGAGUGGCUUGUUGUAGGGAUAUUAUUUUUCUAUCAAGUACCAAGGUGAUGAUACGUAUUGUUAUUUAUGAUACAUUUUAUUUCCCGUUUGUUUUCUGAAAUGGCUCGAGAGGGAGAGUAACACUGUAAGGAGAAAGAACGAAGGAAAAGAAUGAUAAAGGAAUAAAAGAAUGAGGCAGAGAUGAAAGGGAUAACAGGAUAUGAAGGAAAGAUGUGGUGGUAGAAGAGGAUUUGGGAGGUGAAUGAGGAAGGAGAAGAGGACCGAUAUGAGGUGGUGCUUAAUUCAAUUGAAAACCUUGUAACAUCCAUGAUUUAUCAAUAAACCCCUGCUGACUCUUAUUAGACUGGGGUUGACUUAAUGUUUGGAAAGUAAUAGCAAUAUGAUUUAAAUUGUCAAUAGUGACAUUGUGUUGAUUACUUCUGUAAGAUAUAUCUGCUCAAUAUCAAUGUCGCAUAGCAUUUAUCCUCAGUAAUAUCUAAUGUCUCAUCUAAGAUUAUUGUCAAAUUGUGCUGGAUGUUUUGUUAUACCGCAAAACAAAAAUGGUCUUUGUAUUUAUUACAUGUAUUUUUUCUAUGGUGAAAAUUAAGUACAUUGUCUAUUUUAUAUAUUAAUAAUUGAAAUAAAUGUUGUAUAUAUUGUACAUAAAA
Molecule: messenger RNA, 3905 nt
Organism: Oncorhynchus keta (chum salmon)
Lineage: Eukaryota; Metazoa; Chordata; Actinopteri; Salmoniformes; Salmonidae
Product: transcription factor MafF-like
Exons: 3
Coding region: 380-856 (158 amino acids)
Biological process (GO): regulation of transcription by RNA polymerase II; regulation of epidermal cell differentiation
Cellular component (GO): nucleus
Molecular function (GO): DNA-binding transcription factor activity, RNA polymerase II-specific; RNA polymerase II cis-regulatory region sequence-specific DNA binding
Source: RefSeq, a predicted model, not a curated record